GCCGGCGGCCCUUGGGGAGUGAUCGAAACGUGUAGUAGUAGCAGGGCUCUCUUCGUCCCAUUCAUUGACACUUGAUAGUGUCUCCAGAACACUCACCUCCGUUCUAGCUGAGCACAAGUCACACUCACCAAGGAAGCUGGUGGGAGUCGGACACACACCCAGACGUACACCCACACCCUUGGCCCCAGGGCUGUAAAGCGCGAUCCACGGAAUCCAGAGGAGACCGAAACCCAGGAGUCGAUGGAACCUCUCACUGCAAAAUCUCCCCGCUUUCUGAGGCUGAAGCCGAGAAGAACGCCACAGGACAACGCAGGGGAAGAGGGGGCACCUCCCCCUUACCUUGAUGGCUUUCUCCAUGUCGCUCUCCUCCGACAUACUCAGUGGGGCCCCCACAGCCGGGAGAGGCAGAGGCUGCGCAGCCGCCCUGUCCCCGCGUGGCCGAGGAAGCAAAGGGCUCGGCUCUCGGGCCCCUGGGCCUCGUGACGACGGGAGGCAGCCGCCCCUCGGGACCGGUGGGGAUGAAGACCCCGGAGCCGGCUCUGCUUCGGCGGGCGGCUCUAGGCUGGCGGCAGCAGCAGCGGCGGAGGCGGCGGCCCCUGGGGACAAGUCUUUGUGCUGGGCCCCGCGCGGCCGCCUCCUAGCCUCAUCCCCGGCUGGGGAGUCAGGCUCCCGGGGUAGGGCGAGGCGGGGAGGGCCUCCACCCGGGGCGCUGUGCAGGGGCCUCGUGGGGCCGCCGCUUAGACCCGGGCUCGCCAGGUCCUAAAGAGGAGCCUGCGCCUCCGCCUCCGCCGCCUGCACCGCCGCGAAGCCGAAGCCGAAGCAGAGCUCGGCGCCGCUGCUCCCGCCGCCGCCUCAGCGCCACACAUCGCCGGGACACCCGCGCCGGGCAGCCCCGCCGGCCGCCCUCACGCACGCGCUGUGCUCCGCGGGAGCUCCGGGCCGCCCCUUUUGCCGCCCAGCUUCGUGACUCCACGGCCCCACGCGCCCCUUGCUGCCUUCAGCUGGG
Molecule: messenger RNA, 1006 nt
Organism: Macaca mulatta (Rhesus monkey)
Lineage: Eukaryota; Metazoa; Chordata; Mammalia; Primates; Cercopithecidae
Source: RefSeq, a predicted model, not a curated record